AUGGCGCUGGAUGAGCCUCCAUCUAAGACGGAUGUAUCCGCCAAUCACGGACCAUUGCAAAUUGGUCCUGUGAUCGCAACCUAUGUCAUUGCGGUGAUAGUCGUCUUGCUUCGGUUUUACACAAGAUUUCAGGUGCAAUCUGUGCGAAUACUUGCAGAUGAUUGGAUGAUCGUGGUUGCCUUGAUAUCUAUACAGCUGGCUGUGACCGCAGGCUUCGCUUUGAUUGUGGUUGUAAGUGGAAAUCCCAGUCUUGGGAGGCAUAUAUGGGUCGUCCCUGGAAUCGAGGUCGAGAACAUGAUGCGCAUCCUUUUCGCCUUCGUCCUGCUCUACGUGCUCAGCACUCCUCUCAUUAAAAUAUCUAUCCUCCUCUUCUACCGCCGUAUCUUCGGCAUGACCUUGUCAAUCUGGUUCCCCAGUGGAGGAAAAUGUGUCUACGACCUCUACAAUUUCUAUAUCGCCUAUGCUGGGGUGAAUGUAAUCACAGAUAUAUCUAUCUUGAUGGUUCCAAUCCCUAUUGUGUGGAAGUUGCAAAUGCGAAGGACACAGAAAUUCUUAGUAUGCGGCAUCCUUUUGAUAGGAGGAAUUGUCUGCAUUGCAAGCCUCGUUCGAAUUUAUUACAUAACGUUCAUCCGAUCCCACGACUACACCUGGGUCAUCGGCAACGUCUUCAUCUGGUCCAGCAUUGAGCCCGCCAUUGGCAUCUUAUGCGCCUGCCUUCCAACAUUACAUCCACUGAUCCGCUCCGUUGUAACUCGCGUGUUUGGCACCAGCUCGGCGAGGUAUACUGGGUCAAAGAAUAAGGAUGCAACGAAUAAAAGAACAUUUAUUCGCAGACAACGGCCACUCGAUUGGGACGAGACCUUGUUGACUACACAUGACAUACAAGUCGAGAUGAGCGGAGUCAGGAGGGAUCAUGGCGCGGAUGGGCAAAUUGUAGUGGACAUGGAUUUUCGAAUCGUCGAAGAGAAUAAUCAAUUGAACACCAAGGAGCGCCCAUAUGAAUGCAAUGUCUGCCACAAGCGUUUCUCUCGAAGCGAUGUCUUAAGCCGACAUGCCAAAGGCCAUAUUCAAGCCGAUGCAACAGCCGGUCCAUCGGAAACGCCAAAUCGACAGCCAUCAGUAAUUGCGGGUGCAUCAUCAAUGAUCCCCGGAUCAGGAAAUAGUCUCAUCAGCACAGAAGCACAGAUUCCACCUCAAUCUACCACUUCGCGAGAUGCUCUCACAUCAACUGGGUUCCCAUCGUCACUAGAUUACCUAGCCGACAUUUCAGUCCACCAUGGCCGCCCCCAGUCAGACCUUGGAGUGAUGACGAUGGACGACCAGCAGCAGUACUUUGGAUGGAAUGCAGUCACGGCUGCAGAUCAGGUGUCGCACCGAGCUGGCUUGGCCUUUGAUCCUGGGCCAAAAGACAUGCUACAAAUGUGGCUUGAACCUCGCACGGAUUCAGGGUCAAACGACUCGCUAGAUAUGAUGCGCGAUAGCCAUUUCCCUCUGAUGGGUGACAAUUUGAUGAUUACGCCGGACCAGCAGAAUCGACAUUCAGUUGACAGCAGCGAUGACAUUCCCAAUGAACGCUUUGCUAGAGUCCAGCAGUGCUGGCUAGCACCACCGAACACUGGGCGUCUUAUCAACAGUUUAUGGCGGGAUAUCGCAAUGUCGCCUGUUGAUAAUAUCUUCUCCGUCCGGUCAUCACACCUUCCCAGCGAGCCAAGUGUCGCUCAAGGAUCGCGGUGUGGAUUCGAUGAGGAUUGCAGACGGCGUCUGCAGGCGGCUUUUGGACCGAUGAAUGUUUCUACACAUAUGCAUUCCCCCAUAAAUAGGAACAUUCCUCCAGCCACGCCUACCUCGACCUUGAAUCAUUCUGAUUUUCCUCCUGCUGAGAUCUUGGAUAUGGCACUCGACUUAUUCUUCCGUCUCUUUAAUCCCCUCUUGCCGUUUGUUCAUCAACCUACUUUUUCGGCAAAGAAGGCGCGACCAUCUCUCUUAUAUGUCAUGACGCUGGUUGGCAUGACAUUGCUUGGCACCAAAGGAACAACUGCGUUUGUGUCCAGAAAUUUCUCCGGCGCUUUGGACAAGGUCACGGCUGAAUUUGCUCGAUGCUCAAUGGGACUUGAGAGCGCUUCCGGCACUAUGACAUUAUUUGCGACAGUUUUACUAUUAUUAAACCUGGCCGGUUUGACCGGGGAAAAGGCACAUCUAGAACAGUGCCAACCUCUUUAUAUCAAUGUCAUGUCUGUCGCGCAAAGACAUGGCUUAUUCUCAGCCACUGAAGGACAGAUCCUUGACAUGACUUUGUUCGAAACAGUUCCCGAUAUUGAUGUGAGAUGGAAAGCCUGGAGCAAGGUCGAGUCGACCAAGAGAAUAAUCAUCGGACUACUUCUCCUGGACUCUUGGUACUCCUCAUUCCUCUCAACGGGUCCAAUCACAGUCCCAGACUCGAUCCAGCUCAUCCUCCCUUGCAGCGAAUCCCUCUUCUGUGCCCACUCCUCUACCCAAUGGACACACCUAAUCCGCAGCGGCGAGCGUAUCCUCUCAUCAACAAUUCUCGCCCCAUCCGAAAACAUCAAAGUCCCCGCCCUAGAAGCCCCCACAGAUGACUUCUAUCUACAAGCAAUACUAGCAAUAAUCCAACUUCGCCAGUCAGAAUCAUACCACCGCCUCCUCUCCAACAGAGCCAGCUACCCCUUUGCUCCAUGUCACACCUAUGCCAUGGACGGACGAGCCAGGUGUCUCCCCUCCCUCCAAUCCCAGCUCAUCACAAACUACGGCGAAACCCUGGACCGCCUAAACCCCAACGCUCUCAUUACAUGGCACAAUAUGUGCAUGACUCUCACAGCCGAUAUCCAAAUAUUCGACCUUGCAGCUGGCCGUGCAGGCCCGGCUCCCGCGCGCAAGGCCUUUGAUGACCUCCGCGAGUGGUCACAGACACCUGCAGCCAGACGCGCGUGUCUGCACGCUGCGCAUAUCUACAAAGUCAUGACAAACCGCAAAGCUUCUGAUCAUCCCACGUUCCAAUCUAUGUGCUCGCUGUUCUCGGCCGGAUUAGUUCUCGGUCUGUAUACGUUUAUGCUGUCGGACUCUACGAGUUCACCGUCUAGUGUCGGGUCUGUGGAGUUGAUGGAUGAUGUCGAUUGGAGAUCGGUGGGGACGGAGGGGUUCACGAGCUUCAUGGAGCCUAGGGGAAGUCAGACUCUCGCGCCGACGGAUGAUCCUGCUAUUAGCUUCAUUCGAAAUGGGGCUACUGUCUACUUGCGAGGGCUGCCGCUUCAUGGUGGGUAUCAGUCUGCGCGUCGAAUCAUGCUUGAUUAUGCCUCCCUUCUCAAGGACUCUGGGAAGUGGAGUGUCAAGCAGUUCUCUUAUAUUUUAUACAUAAUGAGUGAUGUUCUUAUGGAUGUCGAGUAA
Penicillium expansum is the source of this 3402-nucleotide messenger RNA. RefSeq lists its product as uncharacterized. The record is from RefSeq and is a predicted model, not a curated record. The coding region runs from base 1 to 3402 and encodes 1133 amino acids. NCBI's taxonomy places the organism in Eukaryota, Fungi, Ascomycota, Eurotiomycetes, Eurotiales, Aspergillaceae. Gene Ontology annotation, biological process: DNA-templated transcription. The transcript is spliced from 11 exons. Gene Ontology annotation, molecular function: DNA binding; zinc ion binding.